CGGCUUCCGUGAGUCCGUGAGGUUAUUUUUUUGUUGAAUUUGUUGUAAAAUAUGAAAAUUGAAAAUAAACAGAACAAGAUAGGAAAAUACAUGAAUUAAAUGAAAACCACAUAUUUGCGACGAAAAUUGUCCAUAAAAGUUAUCUCAAGCGUGAAGAAUAAAACAAGAAAAGAAUAUGUAUUCAAGAAUUCAGAACUGGAAAUGGACCCACUUACAAAAACAUCUACUAACUUCUACUAGAAGAAAUUACGCUAAUGGGAUUCUUAAAAAGAAGGAUAACAUUUCAAAAUGUUUGAAUCCUGGUAAAGUAUAUCAUGGGUUCAUGUGCACUGAAGUUGAGCCAAUCAAAGAGUAUAAUAUGACAGCAUAUUUACUAACUCACGAGAAAACUAAGACAGAGUACUUACAUCUAGAAAGGGAUGAUUCAAACAAUGUUUUUUCCGUUGGCUUCCGGACAACACCACAGGACUCCAUGGGAACACCACACAUUUUGGAGCACACUGUUUUAUGUGGUUCAGAGAAAUAUCCAGUUAGGGAUCCCUUCUUCAAAAUGUUGAACCGAUCUCUUGCCACAUUUAUGAAUGCUUUAACCGGCCCUGAUUAUACCUUUUAUCCGUUUUCAUCACAAAAUGAAAUUGAUUAUAGGAACCUACAAAAGGUAUACUUGGAUGCAGUUUUCAAACCUAACUUGUCCAGAUUAGAUUUUCUACAAGAAGGCUGGAGGUUAGAACAUUCAAAAUUGGAGGACAAAAACUCAGAUUUAGUAUUCAAAGGUGUGGUAUACAAUGAAAUGAAAGGAGCAUUUUCAGAAACAAGUUCAUUGUUCGGUCAAAAGUUCAUAAACACAAUUUUACCCAAGGGAACGUAUGGUUACGUCUCAGGCGGUGAUCCAUUAUGCAUUCCCGAACUAACACACGAGCAUUUAAAAAACUUCCACGCAACAUAUUACCACCCAAGCAAUGCUAGAAUUUAUUCAUAUGGCAACUUUCCCCUCGAACAAAACCUUAAGUUCCUAAAUGAAACAUAUUUGAGUAAAUACAAAUUUUUGGACCCUAAAAACACAGUUGUUGCACCUCAAGAACGAUGGAAGUUAGUUAAAAGAGCAACCAUACCUUGUAGAGUUGAUCAAUAUGGUGGUUCAGUUGACAAACAGAAUCAAAUUGCUAUAGGCUAUGUCUUAUCCGAUAUAACAAAUAUAUACGAAACAUUUAUGCUGACAGCUCUAGCAGAACUUAUGAUAAUUGGUCCCAACUCGGCAUUUUACAAAAGUCUUAUCGAAAAAAAUAUAUCUGGUGGUUACAAUGCUUUGACCGGUUACGAUAACCAAAUUAGAGAUACUCUCUUUGUUGUUGGGCUCAGAGAUGUUGAAGAAAAUAAAUUCGCAAUGAUUGAAAAGUUAACAAAUCAGACUAUUGAAGAUAUAUUUUCGAAGGGUUUUGAGAAAAAUCACAUUGAAAGCGUCUUACAUGGUUUUGAGCUGUCUAUUAAACAUCAAAAUCCGAAAUUCGGUUUGAAUUUGCUAUUCAAUUUGAUGCCUUUGUGGAAUCAUAAUGGACCGAUAUUAGAUUCGUUAAGAGUUAACGAAUUGCUAGAUAAGUUGAAGACUAAUCUAAUGAAACCACAGUAUGUGAAAGAUGUGAUAGAAAAGUACUUUAUUUUAAAUAACCAUAAACUGAUCAUGACUAUGGUGCCUGAUCCGAAAUUCGAUGAUAUAUUCAAUGACGCCGAAGCAAAAUUACUUAAAUUGAAAAUCAAAGAGUUAAACCCUAAACAAAAAGAAGACAUUUUUGCUGAGGGACUUCAACUUUCUAAGGUUCAAAAAGAAGUACAAAACCUAGAUGUACUGCCUUGUUUGAAAAUUGAAGACAUUACACUAAAUAAAACUGCUCCUCCACUAAAACAUACUAUAUCUGGCACUAUACCUUUACAACUAUGUGAAGCGAAUACAAAUGGUGUAACAUAUUUCAAAGGAGUUUUAGGAACAGAUUGCUUGAUCGACGAACACAGACAGUUUUUACCAUUCUUUAACUAUAUUCUUGAUAAAUUUGACACAAAAACCUAUAAUUAUAGAGAUUUUGACAAAUAUAUCAGCAAAUCGACCUCAGGAAUUUCAGUUAUAACACAUAUUACUGAACAUAUAGGUCAGAAAGAUCAAUUUGAGCAGGGGAUUUUAGUAAGCAGUCAUUGUCUGGAUGAGAAUUUACCGAAAAUGCUCGAUAUUUGGACAGAAUUAUUUGAUAGACCAGAUUUUUCGAAUAGCGCCAGAAUGACAAUGCUAUUUAAUAACUAUUGUUCUUCUCUCACCAGUGGGAUUAUAGAUAGUGGACAUACUUAUGCAAUGCAAGCUGCUAGAUCUCUCGUCUCAUCAGUGGAUGAAUGUAAAGAAAAUUUAUUAGGUAUUAAACAUAUAAUGAACAUGCAGGAAAUCCAUAAUAAACACAAAAUAGAGGAUAUACAAUCAGCAGUUGACAAUAUCGGUAAAAAAAUCCUAAAGGGCAAUAAUUUGCGAGCCGCCUUUCACUACGCGAACACUAAUCAAAAUGUAUACGAAUUUGUUGAUAAAUUUUGUUUGAAUUUAAGCGGUAACGACGGGCAAGACGUAAAUAGAAUAAACUGGGUUGACAGCACCGCUCCAGAGAAAAAUAAUAAAGGUUUACACAUAACUAUGAAUAUUCCGGUUAAUUUUUGCGCGAAAGUUAUCCCAACUGUACCAUAUACGGAUCCGGAUUAUCCCAAACUGCGUGUGCUAUCCCGAUUCAUAACCUCCAAAUACCUUCACCCGAUAGUUAGGGAGCAAAACGGGGCAUACGGUGGUGGGGCAUUGCUGACAAUUGACGGUAUUUUCAACUAUUAUUCAUACAGAGAUCCAAAUACCCGUAAAACUAUGGAUGUUUUUGAUGAAACAACGAAUUGGAUGUCGAAUAAUAAAGAUUUGGUGGACGACCAGAACUUAUUUGAAGCCAAACUGUCCAUUUUACAACAGAUGGAUCAACCAAUUGCAGAGCAUAUGAAAGGAGUUGAUAUGUUUUUGUAUGGAUUAUCUUAUGAUAUUUGGCAAACGCAACGCGAGCGUGUUUUGGCGGUUAAAAAGGAGGAUUUGAUGGAAGUUUGUGACAAAUAUUUGAAAAGGGAAAGUUGGUCGGGCAAGUGCGUGAUAGGGGAUGGGGCUUCCCAGCAGAUUAUAAAGGAAAAUGAAUCUUGGGAAAAAAUCUGUGGACCACAGGAGUGAAUUAUGAAAUGGGGCAAAGCUUUUCAAUAUCGUACUUAUACUUUUAAUAGCUUACGUAAGGAAGCUUUAAAGAUUCUUAUAGCUUUAGGGUAGUUAUGUUUGUAAUAAGGGCCUGUUUCACAACCGCAAAUAAAUUUGGCAUUUUGACAGAUUCCCAAAAACUGUGAUAACGUUAAAUUGAUUUGUUAGAUAAAGUUUAUCUGGUGGUUGUAAAACGGACCCUUAAAUAUUUUAUCAGAAUUUGAUGUCUGGUAGUUAGUUUCGUAUAAAAAGACCGCUGAACUUGUACCUGCGCAGUCGGCGAUUUCUUGAUCUAUUUCGUUGUACGAAGUGACGGGCGCUGCUACGAGGGAUGUCUAAAAUAGAUUGUCGAAAAACUAUAAAAGGGUAUUCCGGAACUAACUGUUUGUUUUAUCCAUCACAAUGCUUUUGAGGAUUACAUAAAAUCUACUACUGUUAACCAUAGUCUAUAAUAUAAACGCGAAAGUUUGUAUGUAUGGAUGUUUGUUACUUUUUCACGCAAAAACUAAUGGACAGAUUUUGCUGGGAAUGGAGAUAUAUUAUAGCCUGGAUUAACUAAUACAUAGGCUACUUUUUAUAGCAGUCCAUAACUUUAAUGACGGUAGUCUUGAAAUGUAGACAAGCAUUAAAAUAUUUGUAUUUAUA
Messenger RNA from Maniola jurtina (meadow brown), 3895 nucleotides. RefSeq names its product presequence protease, mitochondrial. Gene Ontology annotation, molecular function: metal ion binding. Gene Ontology annotation, cellular component: mitochondrial matrix. Lineage: Eukaryota; Metazoa; Arthropoda; Insecta; Lepidoptera; Nymphalidae. The record is from RefSeq and is a predicted model, not a curated record. The coding region runs from base 176 to 3229 and encodes 1017 amino acids. Gene Ontology annotation, biological process: protein processing. The transcript has 2 exons.